Messenger RNA from Pogonomyrmex barbatus (red harvester ant), 3948 nucleotides. Its product is annotated as CYFIP-related Rac1 interactor B. Gene Ontology annotation, biological process: regulation of actin filament polymerization. The record is from RefSeq and is a predicted model, not a curated record. Gene Ontology annotation, molecular function: small GTPase binding. Lineage: Eukaryota; Metazoa; Arthropoda; Insecta; Hymenoptera; Formicidae.
UCUCGGCUUUGCCUGCACGCCGUCGCUUUGACAGUGGUGUAACAACCUUCGCGAGAGUCGUGCCGUGCCGUGCCGUGCCGAGUCGUGCUGCGAUUUGCGGCUUGAAAAACGGGGAAAAAGAAACGAUCGGUGUUUUUUUCGAAAAAUUGAUCGCCGCGUCGCAUCGAGGACCCGCCACUCGUUCAAAGAGCGACGCGCUUUCCCUGAGCGUCGCCUAUCCCUCGCUAUUGAACUUUUAGUUAAAUUAAAAAAACGCUGACACGUACAAUCGAGAAGAAUACUACAAGUUUUUCCCCUCGAAAUUCAUCACGAGUGGCGAUUUUUAAAGCUCUUCGCGUGAGAGGAGCACGUAGAACGGUGGAUCGAUUCGAUCGAUAGUCUGUCGCGACCGAGCGGGACUGACAAUUUUAAACACGCUCGCGGAUAUUUGAGUAAAUAUUACAGAGAGGAGACAAAAUUGAUCAUCGUAAGCUGAUAUAAGGGAACCAUUAUUACGAUAGUCCGCGGACACGCCGUGUGUGGUUUGUGCGCGUGAUAAAACGUUAUCUGCUAUAACACGAAAUUCCUUCACGGUCUCUAGGAUCAUUCUUUCGGGAAGUUUCGGUGCGGUUUCCUGCUCGGUCCAGGGGUACCGGAAGUGCAUAUUAACUAAGAAGAACGAUACGGCAUUUGACGGCAUUUGAUGGCUCCUCGUGAAAAGGUCCCACUGUUUCGUUUAAUAACUCAAUUGUAACGAUGUCACGGCUCGCUUCAAUUAGUUUGAAGAUGCCUUUCACGUUGUAAAGUGACUUUCGUCGAAAGAAGCUGUGCACUUACGAUGGGCAAGCUUUUAAGCCUUUUGGCUCGAGAUGAGUCUACCUGUUGCACUCCUCAGAAAUACGACGUCUUUUUAGAUUUCGAAAAUGCACAACCAUCGGAUAUCGAACGUGAGACGUUCGAGGCGGUGCAAAGAGUGCUGAAAAAUUCGGAAUCCAUUUUGGAGGAAAUACAGUGUUACAAGGGAGCUGGGAAAGAAAUCAGAGAGGCAAUUUCGGUACCCACGGAGGAAUGUCAACGAAAAGCGUAUCUGACCGUGGCACCUCUCGUCGCAAAACUCAAACGAUUCUACGAGUUUUCCUUAGAGCUUGAAAGGGUUGUACCGAAAAUUCUGGGACAAUUAUGCUCGGGUAAUCUUUCACCGACGCAACAUCUAGAAACGCAACAGGCUUUAGUCAAACAAUUGGCGGAAAUAUUGGAAUUCGUAUUGAAGUUCGAUGAGCACAAAAUGAAAACGCCGGCAAUUCAGAAUGACUUCAGCUACUAUCGAAGGACACUGACGAGGGCGUCCUUGGCGCAUCAGGACAAUGCCGAAAAGGAUCUAGUUGUCGGGAACGAACUUGCCAACCGAAUGUCCUUGUUUUACGCCCACGCGACACCCAUGCUUCGAGUUCUGAGUCACGCGACCAUUACUUUCUUGAUGGACAACGAAGAUAUAGCAAGGGAAAAUAUUACAGAAACACUUGGCACAAUGGCAAAAGUGUGUCUUCGAAUGUUGGAAAAUCCGAAUUUGCUGGCGCAAUUCCAACGAGAGGAGACUCAACUUUUUGUCCUAAGGGUUAUGGUGGGCUUGGUAAUUCUUUAUGAUCAUGUACAUCCCCAGGGUGCCUUUGUAAAGGGUUCAAACGUGGAUGUCAAAGGCUGUGUGAAGCUAUUAAAGGAUCAGCCGCCAUGCAAGAGCGAGGGCCUUUUGAAUGCUCUUCGCUAUACCACGAAGCACUUGAAUGAGGAGAACACGCCGAAGAACAUAAAGAACUUACUCGCUGCAUGAUUACCGAAGCAACGCGGUUGCUGCAUCAGAAGCUGAGAUCGCCGGCCGCACUUCCUUGUAGACACUUCUAGAAGAAGUGGCAUUCGCUUCGAAUGAUCGUCUUUGUAGCUCCGCGAAUAGGUCCAAGAAGAAUCCUUCACUUCGCGCGCGUAAAGUGCGACCUGUGUCGGGCUUCCUUCUAACACGCGUCUGACAUAGCGGACCACACGCGUAUCCUCAAAAUUAAAAGUCGAAAGCUGCCCGAAAACUGCCGAGAUUUAUGAAGUCUUCGAAGAAUCAAGUUAAGUGACACGAUAACGAUCGAUUUUAAUAAAACGGUCAUUGCGCGUUUCCUCUUAUUUUCUUACGAUUCGUUUGAGAGAAUAUACCAUUAUUGCUGAUAUUAUUAUUACGUCACGAAAUGAUUAUUGUCAAAUCGCGACACGUAUUUUCCGCGGAUUAUUCUAUCAUUUUUUUUUAUUAUUUUUUAAGCAUUAAUAUUUUUUCAAUAGCGAGUCCUUCUUUAGUUCGUGGCGUUUACAUCUUCCAACGACAAGAGAAGUUAAAUAGAAGCUACAAUAGAUUUGUAUGGCUACAGAUUGUUCCCCGUAGUAAGAUUUUCUCUGGUACAGUGUUCCAACCAAAGUUAUCUAUUGACACGAUUUCCGGCCGAACGGGAUUAAAAGUUAAUUAGAGCAUAUCAUAGUGUAUUUAAGAUACCGAUGGACUUUUGAAGGUGUUACGAAGAGAGCUUUAAUCACGUUAUGGAUAUUAUGGAGAUUUUUAGCUCUUGUUUUCUUUGUUGAAUGACGGGCGAGAGGGUGGAUUGUGAGAUUGUGAAUUGCAAAGUCGAAUACUAUCGGAUACUGAAUAUGCAUAAUCGAUAAUCGUAUUUUAUUGAUAAUUCAAUAUUUGGAAAGUAUCAAACAUUAUUGUGCGUGAUCUGGUUUAUUAAAAUUUAAAAUCAUUUUGUAACUUUUUUGUUGUUACACACGAUUGAAGAUUAAAAAACCAAAGAUGCUUUUAGUAUAUAGUAAAACUACAAGAACGUCAAAGAUGUGAUUUAUUAUUAUUAUUAUUAUUAUUAUUACGUACUAUGAUUGUAUUAUUAUUAAUAUUCUCAUUGUAAAUGAUACUACAAAAGUUCUAUUUAUAAUAACUAGCCAAUCGCACGAACCGCAAUAUAUCUCAGCGGUAUUACGUCAUUGUUUACGUAUUAAUGCAGAAAAAUCUAUCUAUGUGCAAAUGUAAUAGUCGCGAUAAUUUUUCAUACUAUGUCUUUCUAGUCGAUACAAUUUUUCAGAGCGUAUAACAUUGAUUUUAUAAAUUUUUGCAUCAAAAUUUUUGACUCACAUUUUUCUAAUAUAUAUUUUUAAUUAAUUUAUUAUAAAAUUUCAAAUAAUAUUUAUUAUAAAUUCUGAAAUAUUUUUUCUUACUUCAAGUUUCGUUUAGUUUUUUAUACGGAUUUAAAAAAUUUUGUAGAAUUUGAUAACAAACACCACAUUAGCAAAACAAUCCUUAGAUAUUACAAUUUUUUACUGUCAUAUUAAAAAAGAAAUAUUUGUGAUAUUUAGGACCGGUUUUUACAUUUACAUAUGACGUAAAUAUGAGGAAAAAUCUUACAGGUGUUUUCGAACUGACUUUAGCACAAAUCAUCUUCUUGCGCGUUUUAGAGAUUAAUACCUUGAAGACUGCUUGCCGACCAUAAUGUGGAAUCUUGUGUGAAAGUACAUGUAACCGAAGAUCACACGUUUAUGUAAAAAUUUACUGUGAAAUGUUUAUCAGUAGUGAACCUCAAGACACACUCAAAUAUUGUAUAUACAGAUUGUUAUGACGUAUUAUCGAUAUCCACAAGUAUUACAUUGUUACAUUGGCGCUUCAUCAACAAGUGCCCUGACUUAUUGCCUUGGUAAUUUUUAAGGGAAAAACAAAAAUGAGACAAACAAUAUUUAGUUAUUUUUACGUAUUAUUCAUUAUAUGCUUCAUUUUGUAAUGUUAUUCAAUGUCAAUUAACACGAGGAAUAUUAUUAUUGCACUUAUUACAUGCGCGCACGUGCGCGAGAGAUUGUACUUGAAUUAAAUUAAAAUCCCCUGAAACGCACAAACACUGUAAUUAUUUUAAUAGAGUUUAUUAUUUCGAUGAAUCACUUCCUUCGAGCAAA